AUGCGUUCCUUCAGGACCGUCUUGGCCGUUGGCCUUGCCGUGGCCUCUGCUGUUGUUGCUCAGCAUGACUCCAAGAGCGGCAAAUCGGCUGGGAACCCGUCGACGUCGAGCGUGACAGACAACAAUAUGGGCCCCGCCGCCUUCAUGUGGCCGCCUGACAGAGUCUGGUCCGGUGACAUGGAUAACACGGCACCUUGUGGCUCUCGCGCCGCUCCAGGCAAUAGGACCAAAUUCCCACUCACCGGCGGCGCCGUUGCGCUUGUUGCUCAGGACGAUUACUACAACAGCAAGAUCAGCAUCGCUUAUUCCAACGACCCAACCUCCAACACCGACUUCACCACGCUCGUCGAUUCCAGGGACAUCAACGAUCUCAACCCCGGACACACGUGUGCCAAGAUCCCUGAUGCUCCCUCGACCGUCACGGUGGGAACGAACGCGACAAUCCAGAUCAUCUACAAGGCCGACUGGGACGCGCCCCAUAAUCAGACCUUUUAUGCUUGUGCGGAUAUCACAUUUGUGGCCCUCAACGACUUCAACAUGAAGAUUCCCUGCUUCAACGCAACUGAGCCCGGCGAGGACGACAAAAAAAUGGCGAAUGACGAAGUCAAUGGCAAGAAAUCCAGCUCCAGUGAGCCCUCCGGUUCCGGUUCCGCUGCCAACUCCGCCGGUGGUUCGGCGGGUACCAUCAUCGGCUCUCUUGCCGGCGCAUUCAUACUCUCCGGUGCCGCACUGUAUUUCUAUCGCCGUCGGGAGCAGAAGAAACGCAGCCUUCGGCUGGCACGCAUGGAGGAAAACGCUCGGAUGGGCCAUUAUCCCCUUAACAAAGUCGUUUCGCAAGGUAUCGUGGAGAAAUGCGCAGGCAAAAACGAGGACGAGACCGAUACUCCUGAGGCCGCUGCUCCAGAUAACAAUGCACCCGAAGCUCUGACCUCUAGUACCGAGGCUUGUCCCAAAAUCGCUGCUCAAGACAUGGCCUGGUCGCACCUUCCAAGCAGAGUUCCACCUGCGACAAAGUCCACAGAGAAGACUCCGGCCGAAUCCGUUUGUGCAUCUGGACACACUGCCGCUGCCGUACCCGGCAUCAUAGAGAACAAGAACGAGAAUGUCGCUGAAUAG
Drechmeria coniospora is the source of this 1116-nucleotide messenger RNA. RefSeq lists its product as uncharacterized. NCBI's taxonomy places the organism in Eukaryota, Fungi, Ascomycota, Sordariomycetes, Hypocreales, Ophiocordycipitaceae. The record is from RefSeq and is a predicted model, not a curated record. The coding region runs from base 1 to 1116 and encodes 371 amino acids. The transcript has 6 exons.